AUAGAUAAAUAAUGAAUAAUAGUACCUACAUGGUUUAAAUGCAUGGAUCUCAACACACUUUACAAAGGAAGUUCAGCAGCAAUACCCCCAUUUUACAGCCAGGGAAACAGCUUCACAGACAGUUUAACUGAAUCUGUGUGUGAGGGGAGAAAGCAAAAGUGACAAACUUUAAAUAUGUUUGUAUUAUUCACAGAAUGGCCAGCAGUCCUGGAAGUAAUGCAUCCCUCUCCGGUCAGAAAAUCGUACUCUCCGAAAGUUCUCAAGCAAAGAAAUCGCAGUAUUCUGAAGAGGAGACCUUUUAUAUGAACUGCAGAGCAGCCUACCUAGCUGUUUUUAAAAGCAGCUUAGAAAACAUUAAAUCAAAAGAACAACUGUGUUUAGUGCUUCAACAAGCUGGAAGAAAUCCAUCUCAGAAGGUGAUUCAUAAAUACUGGACUCCCCAAACUACCGCACUAAAUUUUGAUGAUUUUUGUAAUAUCUUAAAAAAAGAAAAACCAGCUACAGAAACCGAACUGCUCAAAGCAUUUUUAAAAGUAGAUGUAAAUAAUGAUGGAUAUAUUUUGCACACUGAACUUCAUAAAAUUCUAACAACGAGAGGUGAGAAGAUGACUGUAGAGGAAGUGAACGCCAUCACUAAACUGGCAGAUGUAAAUAGCAAUGGCAAGCUUUAUUACAACAAGUUUUGUAAAUUAUACACGACAACCAAUGAGCAAUGUCGUAAAACUGCACUUGAUAAACUAGAAGAUAACAGUAGACUGAGGCGUCAGCAGUUUGGAAGUCACGUUGAAACCUCCUCUCAAAGCGCAGCAUCAUCAAUAUCAAAACCGUCAUCAAGGACCACAAGGAAAAUUGAUCACAAGACGGCACCAAAGAGAGGUGAUAACAGAACUUCAAGGCCUUCGUCAGCCCAAAAUUGCAAAGCAUCCAUUUCUUCCAGUAUCAUCAUGGGCACAAUCAAUAACACAAAUUCAGAGCUCAUUGAGCCAAACACAUUAAAGGAUUGGCAGUGUGCACAGUCCAAAGGAUGCUUCUUCUUAGAGGAAGAUGGUGAAAUCAUUACACAUAAAUAUAGAUUGUACUUACCUCAAAGGUCAACAGUAUAUAUCACCAUUAAACCUUUAAACCUUAGCCAGUUAGAAGGAAAAACUUCUCUGUGGUUAUCAACGGACACAGCUUUAUAUGUUCUCAAGGAAAAUGAAAGCCAAGAAAACCUACAGCUCAUGGGCUUUACUGAAGUACGAAAUAAGGAGAUGUUUAAGUGGAAAGGUGAACUGGGAUCUGGUAUUUACUGGCUAAUUCCAUUCACAACUGGCUGUAGGCUCAAGAAGAUAAAAAACCAAAUUACUGGAGAAGCCAAACUUGUUUACAGAGAUGAAGACGGAGAGCUGGCCCUUACCAAAGAGUUCAAAGCAGCUUUAUCAGACAUAUUUGAAAUAAUUGAUUUAGAUGGAAAUGGCCUUGUAAGCCUGGAGGAAUAUAAUUUCUUUGAACUGAGGACUAGUGGUGAGAAAUGUGACGAGGAAGCCUGGGCUGUAUGCAAGGAGAAUUUUGACACAAAGAAGAAUGAGCUCACAAGACAGGGAUUUAUGGAUCUGCAUCUCAUGGAGGCCAAUGACCGUGAAGGGGACACUAGUGACCUCUGGCUCACUUUACUGUCACUGGGCUACAAUAAAGCACUGGAAAUGACAGAGGCAUGCCCUUUUGUCAUUGAUAUCUAUGCAGAAAAAUGCAAACCCAAAAUUAAAGCUAUUUAUCUGGAGGCAGGCAGCAGGCAACUUAACAAAGCCAUUUGCAAGUCUGUUGUUAACAAGGGAGAUGCCAAAGUACUGGAUAAUGGUGAAAGUAUAAUUGUCUAUACCUACAAAAGUGACACACGGAUCACUUCUGUUAUUGAAAAUAAGUCUGAAAACAAAGUGGUAAUUCAUGUCAACAAUGAGCAGAGUAAGAACUGUGUAAAUAAUAGGGGACUCAACAUUUUUGCUGUUGAAGUGGCACCAAAAUCCAUGAUGAUUUGUCAGCAUGUGAUGCCUCUGAACGAGCAAGAAGAAUGGAUAUAUAACUGUGUGCAUUCUCUCUUUCCUUAAACAUCGUGUUUAGAAGACAGUUCUCUCUCGGAGCUACUAAAACAAGAACUAAAUCAGGAUUGUCCUGUGAUUUAUAGAAAAUUGAUUAAUAUUGCCCACUUCAAAACUAAGACUGAUACAGAUCAUUUAUUUGAUCCCAGAGCUUCAGCUAUUGAAGCCAAUGAAUCAUGAGGGCUGAAUUCAGUCUUGUCGAGUUUCUCAUGGCGGAUUCCCUGACACGGCUGGUAGGGUUGAAAGAAGUAUCAACCGGGUCCACCUUCUGCAGCAGGAUCACAAACAUACGCUUUUUACAUAGAAUGAAUCAUUUAUGCUUUCAGUGUAUCCCAGAGAACCAGCGUGGUACACCCUCUUUUGAAUCCUUAGCUCAUCUUGUGUAGAAUGAUAGACAAGAGUCAUUUAUCUGGCAUGGAAGUGCAAGUUAUCAUUUCUCAGCUUUGCCUAACAAAUGUCAAGGCUUCCUCGGCCAGCAGUCUUUCCUGUAGCCUUCUGUGCAACUGCUUGUCCCUCUGACUGCUCGCUCCUUUUUAGAUAGCCCACCACUCUCUCGAACUCCUCUUGUCAUAAACUGAGUGCAUAUCUCUCCUCUUUACCUCACCCCAACACACCACCUCAAAUUUUGAUAUUACUUUUGACUCCUCUCCUCUUUUAGAUCUAGGUUUUUGGCCUAUCCAAUUUCUUCUUCUUCCAUAUCUCUUAAAAUCUGUCCUUGCCUCUCCAUCACUGCCACUGUGUUACAAAUCUGACCCUCUGUUAUCUUUUACCCAGAGCAGUGUAACUUCCCUCGCCACGCUUCUCUCCUUUCCACUGUCUCCAGAAAUAACGCUCCCUUAAUGGGCUUCCACGCUUUAUCCAGUUCAGACUCCUUGUGCUCCACUUUGAGUUGUGCCUCUGCACUCCUGACUACAUCUCUGCUCUGAUACCCUCCUGCACUUCUUUUCAUGCUCUCUGUUCGGUGUUUUUCUUCUCAGUGCUUGCUUUUUCUGCUUCUUCCAAUAUUGACUUCAUGCCUUUUUUCAUGCUUCAGUCUGUGUAGGACCGCACUACACAGACUAUACCAAUAUAGCUGUGUAACCUUUGUUGUGCCAGUAUAAGCCUGUGGUGUAGAUGCAGUUUACACUAACAGAAGAGAUUUUUCCAUCCAAGCUCCACUUCCCCAGUUGAGGGUAGCUGCGUCAAUGGAAGCACUCUUUAUUAAUGUUAGCCGUGUCUACACUGGGGGUUAGGCCCAUCUCGCUCCAAGACCUCCAGACAGACUUUUUAUUAUGAAGAACAUUUAUUUCCUAACAGAACCAGUGCUUAGUUAUUGCAAUGCUGUCUCUCUCUGAAAAAUUGCUAGUGUGGUGAGUGAGCCAUAAUGGAGGAAUGUUGAAAGUUUUAUGGAAUUAUGUAAUCAUGUGUAUUCCUUUCUCGCUUCCUUCGCUACAACCCUCUUGACCUUGUUAUGCAGCUGGCCAACAUAGCUGUGUUGAGCUACCUUUUAAGUGUAGACCAGGCCUGUGUUUAAAAUUGCUUCUGCUUUUCUAUGUAUGCCUAAUUCCAUCCCUUUGCUCCUUAAAGCUUACUAUUAUGUUGACCUCUUCCCACAUGCACCUGAUCCUUAUUUGUAUGUGUUUUGUUUAGUUGACAUGAUCAGACACUUCUUGAGGCUGGUCCUUAUUUUCCUACGAAUCUGUAAAAAGUCACUAGCACCACAAACAUCAUAAUCCAGAUUUCUAUUUUUGGUGCUGUAUACUUCAGAAUUAAAAUACUACACCUUUUUA
Molecule: messenger RNA, 3844 nt
Organism: Pelodiscus sinensis (Chinese soft-shelled turtle)
Lineage: Eukaryota; Metazoa; Chordata; Testudines; Trionychidae
Source: RefSeq, a predicted model, not a curated record